Messenger RNA from Chinchilla lanigera (long-tailed chinchilla), 942 nucleotides. Its product is annotated as olfactory receptor 2AP1-like. The coding region runs from base 1 to 942 and encodes 313 amino acids. Gene Ontology annotation, molecular function: olfactory receptor activity; G protein-coupled receptor activity. Gene Ontology annotation, cellular component: membrane. Gene Ontology annotation, biological process: G protein-coupled receptor signaling pathway. NCBI's taxonomy places the organism in Eukaryota, Metazoa, Chordata, Mammalia, Rodentia, Chinchillidae. The transcript has a single exon. The record is from RefSeq and is a predicted model, not a curated record.
AUGACGGGAAACCAAAGCUCAGUGACAGAGUUCGUCCUCCUUGGGAUAACAGACGAUGCCCAAGUUCAGGCCGUGCUUCUGCUUUUCCUGCUGCUAACUUACGUCUCCAGUAUCAUGGGAAAUGUGACCAUCAUCACUCUGACCCUGCUGGAUUAUCGCCUCCAGACGCCUAUGUAUUUCUUCCUCCGAAAUUUUGCUCUCUUGGAAAUAUCUUUCACAUCCGUAUUUGUUCCCAAAAUGCUACUCAAUAUUAUAACUGGAGACAAGACUAUUUCUUUUGCCAGUUGUUUCACACAGUAUUUUUUUGCAAUCUUGCUAGGAGCAACUGAAUUUUACCUUUUAGCUGCCAUGUCCUAUGAUCGUUAUGUUGCUAUUUGCAGACCCCUGCAUUAUCCAAUUAGAAUGAGCAGGAGACUAUGCAUUCAGCUUGUCCUAUGUUCAUGGUUCUCCGGCUUUCUAGUUGUCGUUGUGCCGUAUGGAAUGACUCUCCAGCUGCCUUUCUGUGCAUCCAACAUCAUCAAUCAUUAUUGCUGUGACUAUACCAUAUUGUUGCAUCUAUCGUGUUCAGACACACGUUUCAUAGAAGUGAUUCAGUUUGUCCUUGCUGCAGUGACGCUCAUCUUUACCCUGCUCCUGGUGAUUCUCUCCUACUCCUUCAUUCUCAGGACCAUUCUGAGAAUCCCCUCUGCUCAAGAGAGAAAAAAAGCUUUCUCUACGUGUUCCUCUCAUCUGAUUGUGGUCUCAAUUUCUUAUGGAAGCUGUAUCUUUAUGUAUAUAAAUCCUUCUGCAAAGGAUGCAGCAACUUUUAAUAAAAGAGUGGCCCUUUUAAAUACCUCAGUUGCUCCUCUGCUGAACCCAUUCAUCUAUACUCUAAGGAACAAACAAGUGAAGGUAGCCUUUAAAGAUAUGGUAAAUAAGAUACUACUUUUUUCAAAAAAGUGA